This is a messenger RNA of Maudiozyma barnettii, 1104 nucleotides long. RefSeq names its product ubiquitin-protein ligase PSH1 (gene PSH1). Bases 1 to 1104 code for a protein of 367 amino acids. The transcript has a single exon. Gene Ontology annotation, molecular function: ubiquitin protein ligase activity; single-stranded DNA binding. Gene Ontology annotation, biological process: protein monoubiquitination; DNA damage tolerance. Gene Ontology annotation, cellular component: nucleus; Rad6-Rad18 complex. The record is from RefSeq and is a predicted model, not a curated record. Lineage: Eukaryota; Fungi; Ascomycota; Saccharomycetes; Saccharomycetales; Saccharomycetaceae.
AUGAGUUGUCGUGGUAUCACUAGUAAAAUAUUAACGCAAAAGAAGAAGAUCCAUAAAUUGAUUGUUUUUAAUCUUCUAGAGUCUUGUCAAUGUGGUAUAUGUCAUGAAUUUUUAAGUGAGCCAAUGAUGAUCUCCUGUGGUCAUAACUACUGUUAUAAAUGUCUAAAGAAUUGGUUUAUGAGCAAUGCUACUAGAGAACUUAAUUGCCCAAGUUGCCGAGAGCCGGUUGUUAAUGAACCCUGUUUGAAUCUAAUAAUUGAACAAACAUUGAAGUCAUUAUUUGAUAUUCUAAAAGCAAGAAAAAAGAAGAUUUUUAAAGAGGAGAAAGAAAGAAAAGAAUUUGAAGAAUUAUUAAGAGAAAGAUUUGACGAUUCAUAUUACUAUAAAAACGAUAAAGAACAAAGCACACUAUAUGACAAUGUAUUUAAAAAUAGUGCAUUAGCUAUUGCAGAUGUUGAUGAUGAUGGUAUACCGAGAUGUAGUAACUGUCAUUGGGAAUUAGAACCAGAAGAUAUGGAGGAUGAAAAUGUAUGUCCACAUUGUCAUUCAAGGAUAAGGAAUAAUGCAAGCGCUGUAGGAACGAAUAGAUCAAUUAGUUUGAAUGAUAGGCCCAUAAUGAAUGCUCCAAGAGACGACUAUAGUGAAAACGAAUACGAAGAAAUAGUCAAUGAUAUACGGAAUUUCAAUCCAUCUGAUGUAGAAAGUAGUGGAGAAGCAGAUUCUUCCGAUUCUAUAGGUUAUGACCACGAUCGUGACGAAACGCAUAAUAAUGAUAGUGAAGAAGAGCAUGAUUCUGAACUAGAUUCGUUUAUUGCAGAUGACGAUGAAGAAGAUAGGAAUAUUAGCCAAUUGAGUGAUGGUGAAAGAAACCGGAAUAUAUCCGUUUUGCCAUCUGAUGAAGAUCGUGAUAGUGAUUAUUACGAAAAUAAUGAUUCUGAUGGGUUUGUUAGUGGUGAUAGUCUUGCAGAUUCAAAUAGCUCUGGUGUUCAAGAUAGAGCUAAGAGGGAUACUGUUGAGCUAAGUGAAGAAGACGAUGAGGAAGAAUUAGGGAACAAUGCAAAAAGACAAAGAAAAGUUCAUAUGGUUCUGAGUGAUGACGAAUAG